Messenger RNA from Hymenoscyphus albidus, 3104 nucleotides. NCBI's taxonomy places the organism in Eukaryota, Fungi, Ascomycota, Leotiomycetes, Helotiales, Helotiaceae. The record is from the annotation of a GenBank genome assembly.
AUGGAAGGCUCAUAUUCGCAUGAUGAGACAGCUAUGCCGUAUGUGUAUGGCCAUCUACCUUGAGAACAACCACUAAUUGUCCGCAGAGACAACUCUCGAUACGAGGGCUAUGGAAGGGACGAUACAAUAGAGUCCAUCCCGCGACAGGUUAACCUGAACACCGAUCUCGAAGCCAAGUUUGUACCUCCCCACCUCCUACGUCCAAACAACCCACUGACUGAAGAGCUUCUCAGAAUCCAGAAUCCUCUAGCCGGCCUUUCAGACGAGAACCUACUAAGACAAGUCGAAGAAUUCGCCAGAUCCAAAGAUUUAACGAACAUAUUACCAUUACUGAAAAAAGGUGCCUUGGUAGCACGCGACCCGACCAAUUAUGAGGAUAUUGCCGGAGAGCAUGCAUUGAAGGAGGACGAGGUAGAGGCAUUGACUGACGAGGUUCUGCACAAGUGGAGACAACCGAGGGCGCUAUUUUCUACAAUUCUAUGUUGUUCUAUAGGAGCAGCGGUCCAGGGAUGGGAUCAGACGGGUACGUGUUUCCGGAUACACAUGGAAUCUUUGGCACAGGAUUUGGGCAGAGUAAAGAAAUGAAUCGGUUCAUCUCAAGCGAGAGGGGUGUGGAAAGGGGGUGUGGGCCCGACCAUUUCUCAACAUUGGUGUUGUGCAACCAGGACGAGUCAUAUUCCAUCAUCGAAGCAUGCACUUACAAUUUCUCCAGGAUCUAAUGGUGCAAACCUCGCGUUUCCAGAGUAUUUUAAGAUCGACAAGGACACGAUCCACGACCAAAUAAUCCAAGGACUUAUCAAUGCAGCGCCAUAUAUUGGUUCAGCGUUGUUCGGAUGUUGGCUAUCUGACCCACUGAACUCCUACUUCGGUCGACGAGGCACGAUUUUUGUUUCUGGGCAUAUAUGUUUAUGGACUGUCGUAGGGUCCGCGUUUACGCAGACUUGGGAGCAGUUGCUUAUUUGUCGGAUUCUUUUGGGAUUGGGGAUGGGCGCAAAAGCCAGUACUGUAAGAACGAAAUCUCAUACGUCUGCCGCUUGAAGAGGGUUUCCACCGGAAGAAUGAGGCUUUUCGCUUGCAUCGCCCUUUCAGAUUUUAGGGGCCGCCAAAGGAUCAUACUAAAGUGAAUAAAUUGGCAUGUAGGUCCCGAUUUUUGCGGCGGAAAACUCGCCAGCUGCAAUAAGAGGCGCUCGUAAGUUUCUGUCCUUUCUCAUACAUGCCGAAAACAAAAACAAAGGCUAAUCGAAUCUCAAAGUUGUAAUGAGUUGGCAAUUGUGGACAGGUAUUUUUCAAAUCUACUUCAAGAACGUCAACCAUGGCUAAACAAUUACGAACAGCCUUCGGAAUGUUCCUCGGUUUUUGCGCAAACCUAGCCGUCCUUCGCACUGGAGAUAUUGCCUGGCGUCUUCAAUUAGGUUCAGCUUUUAUCCCUGCUGUUCCCCUCAUAAUAUCAGUCUACUUCAGUCCCGAAUCCCCACGUUGGUACAUGAAAAAGGGAGAAUACCACCGAGCCUUUAAAUCUCUCCUUCGUUUACGGAAUAAUCCUAUCCAAGCCGCGAGAGACUUGUACUAUAUCCACACUCAGCUUGCAUUAGAGGCAGAGAUCUUUAAGAAUAGUACUCCUUACAUGUCGAGAUUUAUCGAGUUGUUUACGAUUCCGAGAUUGAGGAGAGCUACCUUGGCAGCAUUUACUGUUAUGAUGGCUCAGCAAAUGGUUGGUGGCCUUUCUAUACUUCCCAUAUAAAGAUUUGGGAGUUUCUUGCUAACAGAACUAGUGUGGAAUCAACAUAAUUUCAUUCUAUUCUUCCACGGUAUUCAUAGAUUCAGGCGCCUCUCCCUUGAAAGCAUUAGUGGCCAGCUUCGGCUUCGGAUUAGUGAAUUUCUUAUUCACUUGGCCCGCCGUUUGGACGAUAGAUACCUAUGGACGACGAAGUCUCUUGUUAUUUACGUUCCCUAAUAUGGCUUGGAGUAUGUUGGCCAUUGGACUCUGCUCGCUUAUUGAUCCAAAGAGCGAUGCUCAUCUUGGACUCAUGGCUUUUUUUAUCUAUGUUUUUACAGCUUUUUAUAGUCCUGGAGAGGUGAGCUAACUCAUGAUUUGAACUUGCAUUUCUCGACCUGUCCAAGGAGACAUGCUGACAUGAACUUUUAUCAUUAGGGCCCAGUACCCUUCACGUACUCAGCAGAAGUCUUCCCCCUGUCCCACAGAGAGGUAGGGAUGAGUUGGAGUGUAGCCGUAAACCUAAUGUUCGCCGCAAUUCUCAGCAUAUUAUUACCAAUGAUGAAAGAUAGAAUGCACAUAGUAGUAUGUUUACUCUUCCCCUUCCCCUUCCGUCGCGCCCAACCCUCUCUUAAUACAUCUUCUAUACCGUAUAUACAAAGACCCACUCACACAAACUUCAGGGAGCAUUCUCCUUCUACGCAGGUCUCAACAUCGUAGCCUUCAUCAUGAUCUUUCUCUGGGUCCCCGAGACCAAACAGCGCACACUCGAAGAACUAGACUACGUCUUCGCCGUCCCAACACGGACAUUCAUGCGCUACCAAGUCACCGAGGCCUUACCGUGUGUCCCAUCUUCUCCUUCCUUCCCCCACCACCAUGUCCCCCUUUCAUUUUCAUCCAUUCCCUCUCUCCACCACCAAAAACAGUAUCAGCACAAAGCAUCUCAUCACAACAUCAACUAACCAACCCUCUGCAAAAAAGAUGGUGGACCAAACGCUACAUCCUCCUACGCCGCGAUACCCCGACCCUAAAACCCCUCUACUACUUAGACGUCCCGACCCUCAAUUUGACGACACAGGAACUGUACAACUACCAACAUCAACGGAAGGACUCGAGUCCUGCAUCUAGGAAACCUUGAUGUGGCGUGUAUCUUUUGUGUUUGAUUUGAUUUGAUUAGAUAUCAUUAUAUAUUUCUAUAUGCUAUAUUUAUUUCUUAGUGUUUGGAUUUCCUCCUUUCUGGGGUUUUAGCGGGGUUGGGAGUUUAUCUCUUGAGGGGAAAAGGGGGAAGGGAAAUGGGAUUGGAAUGGGGUUAGGAUUAGGUUCUGGAUUGGGAAACAGGAUUGGGAUUGUAAAUAAAUCAAAUAAGAUAAAUAAUUGGAAUGAAUAUAAU